CUGUCAUCAUCCAUUUAACGGAUAUAGCCUAUGACUAACCUCCAGUCUAGUCAUCUACUUUCCCACUUUUAUACAACACUUCAUAAAUCAAAACACUUCUGUUACUACAAGUAUUUCAUCUUUCCCCCAAAUCAUAAAUUUCGAACCCUAGAAAUUCAACUCUAAUCAAAUCUCUGAAGAUGAAGAUAAUGGUUGCAAUCAAGCGAGUCGUCGAUUACGCCGUCAAAAUCCGAGUUAAACCUGAUAAGAGUGGGGUGGAGACAAAGAAUGUGAAAAUGUCGAUGAAUCCAUUUUGUGAGAUAGCGUUGGAAGAGGCGCUUCGAAUAAAGGAGGCUGGUUUGGCGUCAGAGGUGGUGGCAGUGAGCAUGGGAUCAGCGCAGUGCGUCGAUACAUUACGGACGAGCUUAGCAAUGGGAGCUGAUCGAGCCAUCCAUGUCGAAUCGAUGUCGGACCGUUUAUACCCUUUGAAUGUUGCCAAGUUGCUUAAGGCUCUUGUUGAUGUUGAGAAUCCGGGGCUUUUAAUUCUUGGCAAACAGGCUAUCGAUGAUGACUGUAACCAAACUGGACAGAUGGUGGCAGGACUACUUAAGUGGCCGCAAGGGACGUUCGCUUCAAAGGUUGUGCUGGACAAGGAGAAACAAACAGCAACAGUAGACCGAGAGGUGGAUGGUGGUAUUGAGACACUAUCUUUGGACUUACCAGCCAUCAUAACCAGCAAAGCCAGACAAUGGACUUUUGGCUAUAAAGUUGAUGAGCAAGACUCUGGAUUGAUUAGUCAAACUUGUUAGUAGAGUGGGCCUCUAAGAUUCUUUUGUUUUUCCAUGACAAAGAAAGCCAGAUGUUAAAAUUGACCUUGUCUAUUGCUGUUGCCAAUGGGCAAAAAUCUCAGGCCUUAUUCUCUAAGUAGCCGCCACAAUUAGAAACAAAAGUUUUGAUGUUUAGUUUGAACAUACUUUACUAAUACUAUUGAACACUCUACUAACACUAUUACUUGAACAUCUUGUUUUGCGUUUAAACAUACUAAAGUACUAAGCUUUGGCAUGGAUCUCUUUUGCCUUUGAGUGCUUGACUAAGCUUGCCUUGCUCCUGAAUAUAUUCAGUGAAGAUUUUUUUCUUCAAAAAAAAGUCAAUAAGAAUCUAGCAGUAUAGAACUUUCUUUAUCAAAUACAGUAUUUUUAUAGAUUCAGGUGCUCUCUAAGGCAUUCGUAUGCCAUUGAGGCCUAGGUUAAGUUUGCCUUGCCUGAACACUGCAUAUGUGUAUGAUGUCUUUUCUUUUAAUUAUACCCAUCUGUUGAAGAUAUUAUCGAAAUUAGUCACCAAGAAUCUAGCAGUAUACAAUUUCCCUGAUUGCAUAUAUUGAUAUUUGUAUAGAUUCAGGUGCUUUCUCUUCAAGUUGAUGCGUUGUAUGAAUCUUGAUCUGAGUUGAAAUUG
Molecule: messenger RNA, 1431 nt
Organism: Chenopodium quinoa (quinoa)
Lineage: Eukaryota; Viridiplantae; Streptophyta; Magnoliopsida; Caryophyllales; Amaranthaceae
Product: electron transfer flavoprotein subunit beta, mitochondrial-like
Exons: 5
Coding region: 180-788 (202 amino acids)
Cellular component (GO): cytosol
Molecular function (GO): electron transfer activity
Source: RefSeq, a predicted model, not a curated record